AUGCAAAAACUCAGACCCCUCCCAUUUUCUCAUCUCUCGAAAAAUCAAUUUUUUUCCAAUCAAUUUUUCUUGAUCAAGAAUUUCCGAUCAUUUUCUACAACAACUAUUCUAUCAUCAGUAAAUGAACAACAACAACAAUCCAAUAAUUCUACAGAAAAUAUGAUGAAGAGAUUAAAUCCUAAUCGUCAAUUUAAACAAUUUUGGAAUAGUUCAUGGUGUGGAAAGUAUGAUGCAAUAACAAGUGCUGCUUUUGAUUCGUUAAAGCUAUUUGGAAACAAUCCGAAGGAAUUAACAUUGGACAAUCAGUUGGAAAUGAAAUAUUUACCAAUUAUUAUUCAUAGAAAAUGUGAUGGAAAGAUUAUUAGACAACCUGGAUUGUACAAAACAUUAUUUUCAAUUUAUCCAAGUUAUGAUUGUUUUGGAUAUGGUAUUCAUAGUGAAUUGUCGAAAAAAUUGUAUUGUUCCAAUGUCAAGACAUUGAACGAGUUCAAUAAUAGAAGAUUGGAAUAUUCGAAAGCAAUAGAAUAUAUGGAAAAGGCCAAGGAAGACUUUUCCAAUAUUCUUCUUCCAAUGAAAAUGAUUCCAAUUAGUGAAAUGGAUGUCUGGCAAUGGUUCAAAGGUCAUUCAACACAAGAACACGAUGUUCUCAUCAUCAAGUACAUGGACACUGAAAGUUUAAUUGAAAUAUUCGUACAAUUAGCAAAUUAUUGUAAUGAAUCUUCCAUUCUAUUUGAAGUUCCAUUCCAAAGAUUUCCAAUUCAAAUAAGUUUUGCAAAUGAAUUUCAAAAAUCCGUUAUUCAAUCAGCCAUUGAACAAGCUCUACAAAGAACUGAAGAUGAAAAAUUCAGUAAACAAGACGUAGAUCUCAUGAAACAAUUCCUCAAUAAGCCUGACAUUUUAGCAAGUGAAAAGAUGGGAAAUAUUUAUUUCCCCAAGAUGAGAAAUAACUUGUUGUCACUUUCUGAAUUCUUCCUAUUGUUUAUCCUAUAA
Molecule: messenger RNA, 990 nt
Organism: Naegleria gruberi
Lineage: Eukaryota; Heterolobosea; Eutetramitea; Acrasida; Naegleriidae
Exons: 1
Coding region: 1-990 (329 amino acids)
Source: RefSeq, a predicted model, not a curated record